AUGUACCGCUCAACCAAAGGAGCAUCCAAGGCUCGGCGGGACCAGAUCAACUCCGAGAUCCGCAUCCUGAAGGACUUGUUGCCCAUAUCCGAUGCAGAUAAAGCGCGGCUCUCAUACCUGCACAUCAUGUCGCUUGCCUGCAUGUACACCAGGAAAUCCGUCUUCUUCACUCAAGAUGCGGGAACGAGUCUCGCUGAGAGCGCUCUGUCUUUCCAAGAAUUGUCGGAGUUGAUGGAGACGCUGCCGGGGUUUCUGAUGCUGCUGACUGGGGAAGGGAGGCUGCUGUACCUGUCAGACAGCGUCUCCGAGCACCUCGGACACUCCAUGGUGGAUCUUGUGGCACAGGGGGACAGCGUGUAUGAUAUCAUCGAUUCCUCGGACCAUUUUAUCAUGAGGAACAACCUGUCAACCUCCACGUCACCUGAGAUGGACCGUCUCUUCCGCUGUCAUUUCAACACCUCCAAGUCUGUGCGGAGGCAGAGUGCUGGGAACAAGCUGGUUCUGAUCCGAGCCCGCUGCCUCUCUCCCCUCGCCGCCUCCCCUGGGUCCUACUGGACAUCCAACACAGUCUGGGUGUGUUUCUGCUCCCCUCUGGAGCCCCACCCAUCUCUCUCCGGCCCCGAGGAAGAGAGGGAGUCAUCCUCCACCACACCUCUAGCUGAGACCAACUUGUUCCUGGCAUGCUUCCACUCCCAGCAUGGCCGGGACAUGAGGCUGCAGACUGCCCAGGACAGCGUGAGCGGCUAUCUCGGCUUUGAUGUGACAGCUUUACGCUCUUGCUCCUGGUACAGCCUCCUCCACCCACAGGAUCUGUCACAUGCCUCCGCUCAGCACCGCAGCCUAUUGAGAGAAGGAGGAGAGGGCAGAGCUGAAAUGGUGGUGCGUGUGCAAACUCAAGACCAGUCGUGGAUUUGGCUCUACAUGGUGCUUCAGCUGCAACCUGGAGAAAUCCCCAUCAACAGCAACAACUACAUUAUCAGUGAGUCUGAGGCCUGGUCAGUGCGUCAGCAACUCAGCUCUGAGCACACCCAGCUGACCCUGGUUCUGAGUGGUGGGGCUUCUCAGCAUGAGGGUCUGAGCCUCCAGUCUCCAGACACCCUGUCCAGUCCAGACCAGGUCUUCACCCCAGGCAGCAGCGGCCUGUCAGCCCAGUCCUUUGACUUCAGCACUGCUGGCUGCAGUGUGGGCUCCUCUGAUGAACCUGGGAGCUCUGCUGCCGAGGCCAUGCAGCUGGAGGGGGACCCUCGUUCCAGCAUCUCCUCUCUGGAGGAAGAAAGCUUCUUUCAGCAGCAUCCUGCUGAAAGGCCCUCCGCUGCCUCCUCCCCCACUCCAGUCACUGUUGAAACUGUGGCAGACUUAGACUUUUUAACCCAGAACAUUCUCCUGCCGCCAUCCUUCCAGCUCAACCCUCCACUGCCGCCUCUCCCCCCUAUCCCCACCUCUCAAGAUCAGCAGACCAAAGAGUUGGUGUGCACGCCACCCUACACUCCCCAUGUCAUUGGGGCUAGCUUCCCAUUCGGCGAGCCCCUCUUUAGCUUCGAUCCCUCUGGCACUACCACUCCACCUCUCUCUUCUACAACAGCCACCUCCACCACCUCAAUGGCCCCUUCAGCUUCCUCCUCAGCCCCACCAACUACGGGCUCCAGCCCCUCUCCCCUGAACACCCUGUCCACCAAGCUCGCCCUCAAGCUGGCUACUCCAUCCACUGACUUCCUCUUUUCUGGCGAGCACGGCAGUGGUGCCCUUUAUGAGAAACUGCCCCCCACACCCGACAGCCCCGGAGACGGCGACUGCACAGUGAUGACCCUGCCUGAGGUUCGGGGUCCGCUGUAUGUAAAUGUACCACUAGGGCCCCUCCAGUGUCCACCUGAAGGCCUCCUCACACCUGAGGCAUCACCCGGUAAACAGCCCUGCCUCUCCUUCUUCUCCCUGGAGAGAGAGAGGGAAAGAGCAGAAAUCUCCCUCUUAGCUCAGCACAUCAGCUCCCUGGCAGAGGGAUUCUACCUGGAUCCACUCUUGUCCAAACUCUCUCCUCCCUCGAUGUCACCCUCCUCCUCCCCCUUCCUGUCUCCCACCAUAGAGACUGCCGAUGUUGAUUCAGUCCACAUGCUUAGGGAGUUUUAUCCCAUUAAGGCAUGGAGAGGUCUGGACAUUCCCAUGUUUCUCGAUGAUGAUGACUCUCUGUUUGAAGAGAACAUCCUAGAAAACCUUCUCCAAGACAACUUCCUUCCCUCUCAGUCCCCCAGCCUCUCCCCUCCCUCCCCUUCCACCUCCCCUAUACCCAAUCCAUGCAGCCCAAUUUCUUCUCAAACCCCAGUGUGCUGGCGCCAACCCUCCCAGUUUGAGGGAGCGGGCCACUUCUGUAGCGUCCAAUCGGCGCAAUGUAACUGCAUGGCUGGGGGCGGGGCGACUGCGGCUGAGGCAAUGGAGGAAGGGGAGGGGACAGCGGAGGAAGCAAUGGAGAUCGAGGUGGUGUCAUCAUCUCCUGUGUCCUCUUGCUCCUCCAUCCUAGCUUCCCCUCCCCUCAUCCUCACUGCCUCCCCCAGCCCCGCCACCUCCACGCCCAUCGGCUCGCCCAUGCCCGCUGUAUCUUGCAAUCAGUCCCUCCUGGAGGAACUGGCUGUCAUGGAACCCAUGUUUGGGGCAGGUGCCUCGAUCACCCCUGGCUUAGGGCAACAACCUGAGUUGUAUCAACUCCAAUGUCAUCCAUCAGCACAGUGCUUCCAUAAAGAUGGGAGUGGAAGUUCCUCUGUUCUAAAAUAA
Pseudoliparis swirei is the source of this 2763-nucleotide messenger RNA. RefSeq names its product neuronal PAS domain protein 4a (gene npas4a). The record is from RefSeq and is a predicted model, not a curated record. Gene Ontology annotation, biological process: regulation of transcription by RNA polymerase II. Gene Ontology annotation, molecular function: DNA-binding transcription factor activity, RNA polymerase II-specific; protein dimerization activity; RNA polymerase II transcription regulatory region sequence-specific DNA binding. NCBI's taxonomy places the organism in Eukaryota, Metazoa, Chordata, Actinopteri, Perciformes, Liparidae. The coding region runs from base 1 to 2763 and encodes 920 amino acids. The transcript is spliced from 8 exons.